AGUUGCCUGGCCAGCAGCCGUGACUACGACCGGCUGCGGUUCUGCUGGGAAGGCUGGCGGGACGCGGUGGGCAGGAAGCUGAAGGACAAAUACUCACGCUUCGUGGAACUCACUAACGAUGCUGUCAGUCAAGAUGCUCAGAACUGGGCAGACACCGGUGCCUACUGGCGCUCCUGGUAUGACAUACCUGACUUUCAGGAGCAGCUUGAGAACCUGUACAACCAGCUCAAGCCUCUGUACAACAACCUGCACGCUUAUGUCAGGAAGAAGCUGAGGGAACAAUACGGAGAGGACAAGAUCAGUGCCACUGGACCCAUCCCUGCACAUGUGUUGGGUAACAUGUGGUCUCAAUCCUUUAUCAACAUUUACGACCUUGUGGAGCCUUACCCCAAUAAGACCAGUCUUGACGUGACACCAAAGAUGAAGGCAGAUGGAUGGACAGUUGAUCGGAUGUUCCGCACAUCAGACGACUUUUUCAAGGACAUGGGUCAAGUUGAGAUGCCGCAGAACUUCUGGGACAACUCCAUGUUUGUCAAACCAGCAGACAGAAACGUGGUCUGUCACGCGUCUGCAUGGGACUUCUACAACGCUCAUGACGUCAGGAUUAAGAUGUGUACUAACAUCAACAUGAUCGACCUGGUCACCAUCCACCACGAGAUGGGUCACAUCGAGUACUUCCUACAGUACAAGCAUCACCCCGUCCCGUUCCGGGGUGGAGCAAACCCCGGUUUCCAUGAAGCAGUGGGAGAUCUGCUGGCUCUGUCCGUGUCCACUCCGAGACACCUACAGAGCAUCGGCCUCUUGGACACUGUGGAAGACGACAACGAGUCUGACAUCAACUUUCUGAUGAGUAUGGCCCUGGACAAGGUUUCCUUCCUACCGUUCGGAUAUCUGAUGGACCAGUGGAGAUGGGGAGUUUUCAACGGAUCCAUCACCCCGGAAACCUACAAUCAGGAGUGGUGGAAACUCAGGACUCGUUACCAGGGUAUCGUGCCACCUGUCCCGAGGAACCACGCCAAAGAUUUUGACCCCGGAUGCAAAUUCCACAUCCCUGCCAACGUCCCUUACAUCAGGUACUUCGUGAGCUUCAUCCUUCAGUUCCAGUUCCACAAGGCCCUGUGUGAUACUUCCGGACACACCGGUCCGCUGCACAAGUGUGACAUCUCUGCAGGACCCAACAAGGCUGCCGCUGGGGAAAAAUUGGCCCGAAUGCUCCGGAUGGGAUCCAGUCAGGAGUGGCCAGAAGCCAUGGAGGCGAUCACCGGUGGACAGAGGGUGAUGUCUGCUCUGCCGCUCGUGGACUACUUCCAGCCACUCAUCACAUGGUUGGAGCAACAGAACCAGGGAGAGACACUCGGCUGGGAUGAAAGCUGGGCUCCUCCUUAUGACUGUGAGGCGACCGACGGCUUCACCUGUGCUGACGGGUCCAAGUGCAUCCGGCCAGGGGACCGCUGUGACGGAGUUAACGACUGCACUGACAACUCCGAUGAACGAGAUUGUCCCAAUAAGGAGCAAGAGGCAUGGGACUUCAUUUGGGACUACAACGCCAAAGCUGAGAAGGUCUAUUACGACACUGUAGUGGCCUAUUGGAACUUUAACACGAACCUCACACAGGAGAAUGCCCAGAAGCAGGUUGCAGCCAGCUUAGCGGUUGCCCAGUUCGGCAAAGAAGUGGCUCAAAAUGCCUCCAAGUUCGACUGGCAGAACUUCAACAAUGCAACGCUUAAGAGACUCUUCCAUAGCAUCAGCAGCCUUGGAACCGCAGCUCAGCAGGACCAGGCGAAGCUGGAGGAGCUCAACAAUAUAAUGUCUGAGAUGGACAACAUUUAUUCCACUGGGAAGGCGUGCGAGUAUGACGAUCCGUCAAACUGUAUGGCGCUGAACCCAGCGGUGCCAUUGGAGGUGAGAGGGGAUAUAAAUAAGAUUGACAUGAACGCUCUUCAAUGCUCAACGCCUUACCUAUCAACAUUUUUUCUGUGCACAGAUUUGUACAGUUGUCUGGCCAGCAGCCGUGACUACGACCGGCUGCGGUUCUGCUGGGAAGGCUGGCGGGACGCGGUGGGAAGACAGCUGAAGGACAAAUACUCACGUUUCGUGGAGCUCAGUAACGAUGCUGUCAGUCAAGAUGCUCAGAACUGGGCAGACACCGGUGCGUACUGGCGCUCCUGGUAUGACAUACCUGACUUUCAGGAGCAGCUUGAGAACCUGUACAACCAGCUCAAGCCUCUGUACAACAACCUGCACGCUUAUGUCAGGAAGAAGCUGAGGGAACAAUACGGAGAGGACAAGAUCAGUGCUACAGGACCUAUCCCUGCACACGUGUUGGGUAACAUGUGGUCUCAAUCUUGGAUCAACAUCUACGACCUUGUGGAGCCUUACCCUGGCAAGACCAGCCUUGAUGUGACACCAAAGAUGAAAGCAGAUGGAUGGACAGUUGAUCGGAUGUUCCGCACAUCAGACGACUUCUUUAAGGACAUGGGUCAAAUCGAAAUGCCGCAGAACUUCUGGAACAACUCCAUGUUUGUCAAACCCGCAGACAGAAACGUGGUCUGUCACGCGUCUGCAUGGGACUUCUACAACGCUCAUGACGUCAGGAUUAAGAUGUGCACUAACAUCAACAUGAUCGACCUGGUCACCAUCCACCACGAGAUGGGGCACAUCGAGUACUUCCUACAGUACAAGCAUCACCCCGUCCCGUUCCGGGGUGGAGCAAACCCGGGUUUCCAUGAAGCAGUGGGAGACCUGCUGGCACUGUCCGUGUCCACUACGAGACACCUACAGAGCAUCGGCCUCUUGGACACAGUGGAAGACGACAAUGAGUCUGACAUCAACUUCUUGAUGAGUAUGGCCCUGGACAAGGUUUCCUUCCUGCCGUUCGGAUAUCUGAUGGACCAGUGGAGAUGGGCGGUCUUCAACGGCUCUGUCACCCCUGAAACCUACAACCAGGAGUGGUGGAAACUCAGGACUCGUUACCAGGGUAUCGUGCCACCUGUCCCGAGGAACCACGCCAAAGAUUUUGACCCUGGAUGCAAAUUCCACAUCCCUGGCAACACCCCUUACAUCAGGUACUUCGUGAGCUUUAUCCUUCAGUUCCAGUUCCACAAGGCCCUGUGCGAUAUUUCCGGACACACCGGUCCGCUGCACAAGUGUGACAUCUCUGCAGGACCCAACAAGACGGCCGCUGGGGAAAAAUUGGCCCGAUUGCUCCAGAUGGGAUCCAGUCAGGAGUGGCCGGAAGCCAUGGAGGUGAUCACCGGUGGACAGAGGGUGAUGUCUGCUCAGCCGCUCGUGGACUACUUCCAACCACUCAUCACAUGGUUGGAGCAACAGAACCAGGGAGAGAUACCCGGUUGGGACGAAAGCUGGACUCCUCUUUAUGACUGUGAGGCGACCGACGGCUUCACCUGUGCUGACGGGUCCAAGUGCAUCCGGCCAGGGGACCGCUGUGACGGAGUUAACGACUGCGCUGAUAACUCCGAUGAACAGUAUUGUACUGUCGAUGACUGUGCCGGCGGCUUCACCUGUGCUGACGGGUCCAAGUGCAUCCGGCCAGGGGACCGCUGUGACGGAGUUAACGACUGUGAUGACAACUCCGAUGAAAAGAACUGUCCCGCUGCUUCGGCACAGAGUGUCACCGUUUCCAUGGCGACCACCUUCAUCUCAACUGUCGUCUGCAUUCUGCUCGCAAUUCUGAAUUAGAGACGUAAUUUCGGCUUGUCACAUAGUAGAAGCCGCUUAAUUGCACGGCCUUUUUGCUAGUGAAUUCUGUGCAAUUAUUCGACUGGUGCAAAAAUGCGAAGUUAUCUAGUUGAACCACACCGGUUUGGGAUUUUGUGAUUCCAUGCAGUUAACAGAAGUGUGCGUUAAUUCGUUGUGCAAUUGACAGGCUUCUACUGUACUAAUAAAACUACUGGUAUCAUAAUUCAUCUUUUGGUUCAGAAAAGAUAUGCAAAACUAACCUCUCUCUCGAGUUCAAACUAGUUUGAAGAAAUGUACUUUAAGUUAGAUUUUUGUGGUGAGUCAGGAUUACUUUAAAUAGUUACUUCUUAUAGCCUUUCAUGAUUUAAUUUUUUUUCAUUAGGUAAAGCCGGUGUACAAUAUUCUUGACAAUCGUUAAUAACUGUGCAUUAUUAUAGUGAUAUAUUUGCAUGACGAUAUCCCAGAACAAUUUAUCAAUUCUAUAAUGUAAGCAUGAGUUAUGGGGCCAUGAAGGUUUGAACUGAGUCCGGACAUAUUAGUAUAAUGAUAUUUGAUGUCAUCAUUCUUUUUUGGGGAUGCAUUUUAUUUGUUUUGUUGUCUUCAUUUUCAACCGAUCACAAAUACAACGAGAGAAAGGAUGCGUCAGUGUCCCAAAAUAGUUCAUUCUGGAAUCACAACUUUAAGAUCUGCCCUUAUCGUAACUUUAUUUGUGUAAUUUAGCCUUCUUUCUAGUACAGUAGAAGACGCUUAAUUGCACUCCGGAUCCCCAUUUGCCAGCACAUUCAAAUUAUCCAGAUGGUGCAACAAAACGAAGUUAUUCAGCUGGACCGCAUCACUACGGGGCUUUGGGAUUCCGUGCAAUUAACAGAAGUGUGCAGUUAUCCGUUGUGCAAUCAACUGGCUUCUACUGUAUUGGUACAUUUAUAGACCAGCCCUUUAGCCUAGACAGAUACGUUUCAAAAUGUAAAAUGGUCAAAAUUAAGUUGUUGAAAAUUUACCAAUAAAACUUGGUGGCUAGACUUGAACACUUUUGUUUCUAAUAUUAUAUUCAUUCACCCCGUUAGAUGUAGGCAGGGCUAGCAGCUGUAGUAUCUCGAUUUUUAUUAAAUCAUCAUAUUGCCAAAAUGUACUAUGAUUUAUCCACAUAUUGGAAAGCCAUUAGUUGCUACCAUUGCGGAAUAUAGAUCAUCUCUUUAAGCUAGUAAGUACGAUUUCAAGAAGUCAAUUGCAACAUCACUGUCAAGAAAACAAACUAGACUCUAGCUGAUGACGGAAAUCUCGUACGUUUCUUUCUGUUUUCCAGUGUAAGUUUGGUAUGAUAGUCAUAUAUUUGAGCGGUAAGCUGUAGCAGACUAAAUAAAUCAUAGAUAAUAAGAACCACAAUGCACUAUUCAUUUUUUUCACACAUAUCCCCCAUUGAAAACCCAACGAUUACUACAAUUGCAAAGGAUAAAACAUAUGUUACAAGUAUGCUGUUAAGUAGACGAACUUUUGUAUCACGUUCACGAAUAUAAAUCAUAUAUGUGAUUUGAGUGACACUUAUUUUCAUGGAAGACAUACAAGUCGUUUGACCCCGACCAAGUCCCAAAUAAGCGUAAAUAAACAUGUUAUUAUAUCUAGGCCUACUGCACCUUGUCCUUCAAUUAAAACAAUUCCACUGACUGUCGUUGUACGUCUUUAUGACUUAAUACAAUGAUCAUGAGAAGCACAUUUGGACAUUCUUGUGU
Messenger RNA from Branchiostoma floridae (Florida lancelet), 5426 nucleotides. RefSeq names its product angiotensin-converting enzyme-like. Gene Ontology annotation, cellular component: plasma membrane. Gene Ontology annotation, molecular function: peptidyl-dipeptidase activity; protein binding; metallopeptidase activity. Bases 340 to 3699 code for a protein of 1119 amino acids. The transcript has 25 exons. Lineage: Eukaryota; Metazoa; Chordata; Leptocardii; Amphioxiformes; Branchiostomatidae. Gene Ontology annotation, biological process: proteolysis. The record is from RefSeq and is a predicted model, not a curated record.